Ruditapes philippinarum (Manila clam) is the source of this 783-nucleotide messenger RNA. RefSeq lists its product as uncharacterized. The record is from RefSeq and is a predicted model, not a curated record. The transcript is spliced from 2 exons. Lineage: Eukaryota; Metazoa; Mollusca; Bivalvia; Venerida; Veneridae. The annotation marks the transcript as partial.
UAUCUCAAGAGAGAAGAGUUAAAGUAUGAAGAUGAAGAUAGAUCAGACAAUGAAGAUGAAAAACCUACCAUUGUAGUUCUGAAGGAAGGUGAUCUCACUGCUGAAGAGGCAGACCUUGCCUUGAAAGAUGACAAGGAUGAUGAUGUGGAUGAGAAGGAGCCAUCAGAUGGGAAAAUAACGUUCAAGAAGCCAGUUAAACGACAAAGUGAAACAGCUAAUGAACUUGCAGUGUCAAGUAGUAAAAAAACUAAAGAAGAAAAGAAAACAAAGAAAACUUCAUCAUCAAAGGAAGUGAAAAACUCCAGUUUAUUAUCAUUUGGUGAUGAUGAAGAUGAUGAAGAAACUUGAUACUGGAAAUGUGUCUCAAUGUUAUGAAUAUAAUUUUUACAAAGCAAGAAGUGUACUUCUACAGAGCUGCGGCCUUGUGUAUAAUGUCCAAAGGUUAAAUUAAUUUUCCUGAGAAGAAUAAAACAAAUAUUGCUUAAUUUUGUGAAUACUUAAGAAGAACAAAAAUUACUUAAACUUUAGAAAAACAUUGACAACUUCUAAACUUGGAAAGGAACAUGAAUUCAUUGACUAUGAAUAUUUGAUGAAUUUCAAACAGAUUGUAUCUUAAAAACUAUUUUUAAAUUACUAAAAAUACUGAAAUUGAUUGUUAUAACAAGAUUUAUAUUUAAAUUUUGUAAAGCUGUUUGUGGAUGCAGUACAAUCUGUUUAGCUUUAUUUCAUCUAACUAUUCUAUAAGUUAUUAAUAUAAUUAUGUUUAGGUAGGGACCAGAAAUU